Messenger RNA from Paraphaeosphaeria sporulosa, 1341 nucleotides. Its product is annotated as NAD(P)-binding protein. The coding region runs from base 147 to 1175 and encodes 342 amino acids. The record is from RefSeq and is a predicted model, not a curated record. The transcript has a single exon. NCBI's taxonomy places the organism in Eukaryota, Fungi, Ascomycota, Dothideomycetes, Pleosporales, Didymosphaeriaceae.
CAUCACCUUUUCUGAGUCUUUUGCUUUAGCGUGUGCUAUCAGCCGCAGUAAAGAGCACCACAACUAUAUAAUAAAAACCCUUUAAUACUUCUUUGUCUGUACGGCAGUCAACUGUUAACUAUUCCUAUCUUGAAUAUUCGUUCGCGAUGAUGAGUUUGGAGCCUAAUCCCAAAACAACGCCUACAUCACACUGUGUUUUUCUCACUGGUGUAACCGGAUUCGUCGGCGGCACUAUCCUCUCUUGUCUCUUAAAGGCACAUCCUAGUGUUCGCGUCAAAGCUUUGAUCCGUGAGGAAAGGGAUGCUAAAGAACUCCAAUCGGUCUAUUCAAAUCUCAUCCCCAUCAUCGGCGAACUUUCCUCGCUUUCUCUCCUCAUAUCUACGGCAGCGGAUUCCGACUUCGUCAUCCACGCUGGAGGUGACAAUGUCCCCGCCGUUUGCGCGAUGAUAGAUGGGUUGGCAUCCCGUAACACCACUGGAUCGCCCAUGCCACGGCUCAUCAGCCUAACCGGCCCGCGUAGUCUUAUCGACCUCUCGAAUCCCAUCACUGGGAAUCUUAGGGCGAGCAGCCGUCCCUGGAGCGAUAUCACGGACGCACAUACAAUACUGAACGUUCCUAAGGAUCGGAUGCACGCUGGUGCUGAUCAAGCCAUCGUCGCUCACAGUACUGCUAAAGGGGUGGGCACAAUGCUGGUCUCGCCUGGGCAAUUGUUGGGCCGGGGCAAGGGUCAUCUGAAGAAGGAGAGCAAUGCGGCGUUUUAUUAUGCAACGGUUAAGAGCCGUGGACGGGCCUUUGUAAUCGGCGAGGGUACCGCAACAUGGUCUUGGUCUUCCAUUGGUGAUUUGGGAGAUGCGGUCGUGUUCCUGAUGGAACAGUCACUGAAGAGUGGGAGCGAGAGACGCGGACAGGUAGGAGUAAAUCAAGACGGCUACUACUUUGUGCGUACCGGAGACGUGAGUAUGAUGGAAAGGGCCAAAGCUGUCAGUGAGCGAUUAGGUCUUGGAGAAGUAGAAAGUGUGUCGGUUGAUGCCGCAAGAGAAAUCCAUCCGUUUGGCCCCAUCAUGUGGGGUUGUGGUGAAAGAACGAGAUCUGAAAAGCUGCUCGAGCUGGGUUGGAGGCCGAAAGAGACCGAUUGGAAGGCUUUGAUGGAAGAGGGAGAGGGAGAGAGGGCAUAAGGGUAGUAUAAGACAGGAAUACUAGUAACUACCUCUAAUUUACUACCUAAUUAGGGAGUAAGGGGCUUGUGUUAUAUAGUAUUUCUUGUCUCGGCAAGGUCCAUAUGGUAAUAAACUAAAAGUGCGCGUAAAAUCUAAAGGUUAUUCUAUACGCUAUGUUAAGCCC